Messenger RNA from Ornithodoros turicata, 8344 nucleotides. RefSeq lists its product as uncharacterized. The transcript has 2 exons. Gene Ontology annotation, biological process: protein processing. Gene Ontology annotation, cellular component: plasma membrane. The record is from RefSeq and is a predicted model, not a curated record. Bases 81 to 8282 code for a protein of 2733 amino acids. Lineage: Eukaryota; Metazoa; Arthropoda; Arachnida; Ixodida; Argasidae. Gene Ontology annotation, molecular function: metalloendopeptidase activity.
CCGCGACCAUUCUGCAUUCUUGGAACCGCGAAGGAACCGAAGAGGCUGUCGAGCGCACUCAUUACAGCUGAACAUUUCCGAUGGAGGAUCCAAGCUAUAUAGCUGGCUUUUCGCCGCCUGAAGAGGAAGACGUCAGCUUUCAUGAAACUCAAGAAUGGAGCGCACCUGGACGGAACGUCGGCCGAAGGCUCGGUAAGCAGCGCGGCAAGCGUGGUAAAAAAGAUAAACGACGAGACCGACGCUCUAAACGAGAGAAACAACGUAAACAGCGAAAAGCACCAGAAGAGAGCCGAUCGAAGACUCCAAGUACUGCGGAAGAAUCUCAGGAACAAGUGAAGCUCCCAGCACCGGACAAAGGUGAAACUGUGGCACCUCCACAAGAACCAUCGUUUGACGGAGACGUCGAAGGACUCUGCUUUGCUGUAGGAGACGACCUGUCCGAUGCUUUUGAUACUUUAACACUUCACGAGCGGGAGCUCGUUUCCACAGGAAGUGGUAUUUUCCGAGCUCUUCCCCGGCAAUAUUCCCUCACCAGCUAUGGAUCAAAACUUUGUUGCUGCACACAGUGCUGUGGGCUGUGCUGCGAUGACGCUGAGCAUCGUCAUAAAUUGGCCAAUGGGAUGCGUGGAGGAAAAGACAAAGAGACCGAGGUAAACGAAGAGGAUCCCGUCCUGUUAGGUACUAGGGAGAUAAGGCGAAAAGAAGCGAGGAAGGGCAUGACUGCUGACAUGGACACAGAAUCACUCUUGUCCUUCAUGGGUUCAAAAACAAGUGCCGAUGAAGGCUGGGAUGAGUCCACAGCAGAGUUUACCAGAAAAAAGCUGACUGAAAAAGCGGAAGAAUACGCUAAAGAGGCCAGAAAAUGGGCGACUGCGAUGAAGCAGCUGAAUAAGAAAGCAGAGAAGUUGAAACAAGCUGUGGUUCGGACAGACCAAGAGAAGGCAAAGAGGGAUGCCAAGGUGGAAGAGUAUAAGAGGAAGGCAGUAGCUUGCGAACGGCACGCGCGCAGAUCUAUUGCAAAAUAUAAGGAAGUCGUAAGUGAAAUGAAGAAUUUACCACCAGAGCCGAAGGGAAACACCCUGGGUGUGUACGGGGAAGAUGAGGACAUAUCCAAAUUGGAUCAGGAGAUUACACAAACGGUGAGCGCUAAAGUAUCUGGAAAAAAUCCUACAGAACUAAAAAAGAAAUUUGAGGAGCCGCAACCGAAAAAUGUUUCGGACACUCUUCAGAAGGCUUCCGAAUGUAAUAGCCCUGCUACAAUGGAACGUGCUAAAGAUGAGAGUUUGGCCGACCCUGUAGCAGUGGCCAACGUUGUAACGCAUGAUGUCAACUGCGGACAAGCCUACCAGGAAUACUAUCCAUUUCGACCUAGAUUUCCUUUGAGACCUGGCAUGGAUUUCGGCAGACGAGGAUACGUACCGAUGGCCCCUCAAGAGUACGCUCCUAGGCCUGCGGCGCCCUACAUGACUCCAGACCCGUACUUAUGGCCUGGAGGUGUAUUUAUGCCCCUGGAACAUGACACCAAAACACGCGCAGCGAUGAGUGGGGAGGAAUGCUUUGGAAACUGGGGCGCGCCUGCAAUUCGUGAAGACCAGUUUAUCAGAUAUGGCAUUCCCAUCCGGCCUGAGGAACAGUAUGCGAGAAUUCAGAACUACAGGCCCGAUACUCCGUUGUUUCGACCGUAUCGUCCAGGUAUUCCUGAAUUUCCGGAACAAGACCUGCAUUGGCGACAAUACAGACCCGGAGUGUCGGAACCUCAGUUAGGACCUGACAAGCGCACUUAUCCAGAGUUUGCGCGUUCAUACCCAGUGGUGGCUUCUCAUUACCCAUCAAAGUACGGCGACCGUUACGGUGACUAUAUGGACUACUACGGUCCACCUUCACGUAGAUACUCUGGAACUGAAGAAACCGUGCCAAGAGUACGAUCCCGUUCACCAUUGGUUUCAGCAGCGGAAGACCUUACCGAAAGAACUGAUAUUGCUCUGAAACGUGCGAGAGACGCUGUAGAGGCGGCCCGUUUAUUGAAAAACGUAACCAACGAAGCCUACAAAGAACCAAGUUUAUUGGAAAGUGACAGCAGGAAACUAUCUUGGUCCAGUAGUGAGGAGAGCUCGCCAUUGCAUCAACCGAGGCAUAUAAGAAUGAGGGCGGAUCGAAAGCCGACUGACGUGUCGCCUUACAGAGCGGCAGCUACGUCGAAUAAAGGAUAUAUGGGGACAUCGGACAGACGGGAGCAUGACAGUUCGGAUCAGCGGCAGAUGGACAUACUGGAUCGAAGUCAAACUGGAACGUCCCGUCAUAGGCGAGCGGAUUCGUUGGAUGAGGUCCAAAUGUAUACUUCCGGUCGCAGACAGGCAGACAUGUUCGAUCGCAAGCAUGGUCGUAGGCCAUCAGUUACACAAGAUAAGAGGUCAUUGGACACUUCGAGUCGAGAGCCCUCUUACAAGGCUGAUCAUAGGUCAUUUCACAUAACGGAUAAGAAGAUAUCAGGUGCACACCAUCGAGCGCCAACUUGCGACACACACCGUCGGAGACCGUCCGACACACAUGACCGCGAACGGUCUGAGCAAUGGCCCUCUGACGCCUCAGGUCGCAAACCAUUUGAUAAGGUUAAUCGAAGGGUAUCAGACACGUCAGAACGGAAGCCACUGGGUGAGUUCGAUCGGCGAAAAGACGUGCAGUCAGGCAAGAGGGGUCCAGUGGAAGAAAAACCCCUUAGGAGGACUGGCUCAUCGGUGAACAUACCAAAGGCCUUCCUGGAAAAGAUGCGGCUGGCAGAAGAUGAUGAGACUACAAAGACAGCAUCUGAAGAGUCAUUGCUCCGAGACCGGCGACCCAAGUUCAUCAACGUGCCUUCAGAGUCGUCAGCAAAAAGGCCUAAAAUGAAACGGAGAGGAAGCGUGUACGUUAAGGGCCACCUCCUGCCAAUAGAAGACGACGAGUCCGAAAAGUCUGAAAAAGAAAAGGGGGCGGUUAAAAAACAACCAACUUUCGUGGACGUCCCGUCAGAGCCCCGUCCACUGAAGCCGCGUCUGAAAAGAAGGGGGAGCGUUUACGUGAAAGGACACCUUUUGCCAACAUCAGAUGAGGAUGAAUCUGACAAAGACAGUUCAUCACUGAAGCCACCAGUUAUCAUUACAACGACCGACACAUCAGGACAGAAAAAGGUAACAAAAAGUGCUCUUAAGAAGCCCAAAUUGCCGCUAGUAACUCCAAAGCCAGGACACAUCAGCGAAGAGAAAAGACCAAUGAAGCAAUCUGAAGCAUCCCGUAAAAGUGCUGCGCCUAAGACUCAAGCCCCGCAUUCGCCACGUAAGGCGUCGAUUCCAUUUGAAAUUCGAUUCACAGCGACACAGACUUCACGUCAGCACCUGCCGCCACAAAGAAGGUAUUUCAUGAAGGAUCAAGGAACGAGCACAGACGCGUCAACGCCUCUCCGUAGACAAAUAUGCGACAGCCCGUUUUGCACGAAGUGCAAGAAAAAGCUGUCUCCUUAUGGUACACCUUGUUCGUGGUUUCGUUCGCUGUGCUCUCAAUGUUCAGCCAAGCAAGAGGAGGCUAGCAGUGAUACUUCGACGACGGAAAGUAGGCCUGUUAUAUGCAGGCUGAAAGAAUCUGUGAUGGCGGUCGCUGCUUAUAUAAGAGAUGGUCUAGCUGCGCACGCAGGGAAGACAGAACAAACACAGCAGGCAACUUUGGCCUUUGAUGUAACUAAUACAGAAGUCGACCCUUCACGCAAACCCAUGAUUUCACGAGUGGAUGAGGCCGUGACGAAGGAGCGUGAAUCUUCCACUGUAGUCGAAGAUAUUCCACUCAAGACAGAUGCUGAGCUAGAGCUCGGAAAGACUUCAUCGCACGAUGCGUUGGAGAGGUUUAGGUCCUUGGAGACCAAUUUGGUGGGGGAAAUUGCAACAACAAGAUCCGCGGAAGUGAGAGAAGCGAAGCCAGUUGCUACAGAGCAAGCAAGCCCGGUCCCUCUAGUACAGACGAAAUCUAACCAGAAGCGGAAGAAAGGGACUGGUCGCCCUAACGAGACAAUUGCCGAAUCGUCGAAGUUGUCUAGUACGAGCGAGACGGCCAUGAAGACUUUAAAAGAGGGCGUUCAAACAGAAGGGAAAGCUUCUGAAGCGACACAAGAUAAAGCCGCCAUUCAAGAACACAAGGCUGUGAAACCUAAGGAUAGCACUAUUAGACUUGGUGUCGAUGCAUUUGAAAGCACUGUUGACGACGACAUGGAAGAUGAAGUGUCGAAAAUGAGCGAGAUCGGCCGCAAGCUAAGUGACAUUCUAAUAGAGAUAAGUACCGGUAUGAAGGAACGCGAAGCUGAAUCUAAGCCGAGUGAUAACGAGAUUAGACCUAAAACAAGUGAUCUUGAGCUCGGUUCUGGGCCUAGUGAUACUGAAGUACAAUCAGAGCACAGGUUAACAGAAAUGGCAUCACCCCCAAGUAAACGAAGUGAAAGAGCCGACACGUCAGUUCUUCGCUUCAACCCCGAGGUUCAGGUGCAACCUGUUAUUUUAGACGUAGAUGAAGACAUACUUAUCCCAACAUCAGACACGGGACAAGAGAAAGCCGACGAAGAAAAAGCAGACGACGAACAAUUGUUAUCAACAAAAACUGAGCAGAAAGUUGAAACGAACGAGACGAUCGAAAAGUCGCUCUCACACGACUCGUUUUUUAGAUUGGACACUGUUGCGCCGAAGGAAGAAAAAGAGGACGGAGCUCAUAGUGAAGUUCAAACUCUGCCUGAACAACCCAUAGUGAAGCCUGGGGUAAAAUAUCCCAAACGGAGCGAAAGUGCAUCGGCAACUCCGGAGGAACCUGCCGUCGCGAAGGGGCACGAGGGUAUUGGAGGCAUUGAGUUACAUGAAGGAGAUGAAAGCGAAGAAAAACAGGCGACUGUGAUCACCGCAUGCCGAGAAAAGCAGGCCACGGUCUCCCCUGUGACCCCAGAGAGAAGUGUCGGUACUGCGACUUCUACAAGGCAAGGGAUGCUUAAAGGAACACCGCCACCUUUGACAACAGAAGCAGAUGAAAGUGAAGAAAAAGAGGUGACUGUGAUCACCGCAAGCCCAGAAAAGCAGGUCACUGCGUCCCCUGUCACUCCAGAGAGAAGGGCCGGUCCUGCGACUUCUCCAAGGCAAGGGAUCGUUAAAGGAACAUCAUCAGAUUUGACAGCAGCAGCACAAGGACUGGCAAGUCCUAUGACGCCCGGAAUAGAGGAUGAGUUCUUAACUGCUAUGACCCCCGGAGAAGACGAACAACCAGCAAGCCUCGUAACACCAGAAAUGGCAGAAGGUACGGCAACUCUUGUAUUCCCAGCAAAGGUCGAAGCGAGAACCACACCAGAAGGAAGUGAGGAAAAUAUAGUACAACAUGACGAAAAAGUGCAAGAGGAUCAGGAGGAGGUUGCUCACGAAGAAGCAGAGAGAGAAGUUGAGAUUACAAAAGAUGAGUACGACAAAGACAAUUUCUUUGCGGCAACUGAUGAGCGUGCUCAAGUGGAAGAAGUGACUCCAACAGCCGAAGAACCCGCGGGGGAAUUGCCGGAAGAACAAAUCGAGGCACCAGAGGAAGAUCGCUUCCCGUCUGAGGAACACACGGUAACUCAAGAACGUGUAGAAGAACGCGUAUUGGAAGAGGGUCACGAGGGAACGGCAGAAGUCUCAGGCAUAUUGCCUGAAAUUCUAACCGGAACCGGAGCUGAACCGGCUGAGCGUGAAGCGGAGAUUGAAGAAGAACCCAUAGCCGUUUAUCCCGUAGCCUUACAAGACUACGCUUACGAAGGGGAAUUCGAAUCUCCGGUAUCGGAAGCAAGGGAGUACGCUCCACCGGAUCACAUUCACAAACCCGAGCAUGUUAUAUCGAAAGAAUCAGAAGCUUAUGUUCCAGCUCCUCCUCAAAUAUUUCCUCAAAGAGAAGCUGCUCCGCCAAUGCUGCCGCUUGUUAUCGCCUACAAGGAGGACAAGAAGUUUUGGGGAAUCGUAGACAGUGGUGUUACCUACUACCCUGAAAGUGUGGUCCUGUUCAUUGUGGCUGUCAUUAGUGUUGUCUGGAUAGGGUUCGUACUGCUAGCUUCAGGCGUCAGGCACGACUACAUGUCUUGGACAAGGCAUUUCACAGCAGAAACAGCUAGUAGCAUGACGCCUAGUGGAGCCUCACCACCUCCGUCGAAUGAGAGUACAUCGGCCGUCAGUGAGUUUACCAUCCCCUUAUCUAUGUACUUCUGUGACAUCCCGUACUGCCAAAGAGAAGCUAGUUACUUAUCUGGACUGCACUCGGGCGACGCCUGCAGAAAUUUCUAUUCUUAUGUGUGUAACGGUCGUACUAUUGACUGGAUUCCUGACGUUGGCACUGUCGUUUCAACAGACAGCCUGUUAACGGAAUUUCUGGAGUCUUUCAUCAUAGAUUACCUACAAGACACGAGCAACCAGGAUGUUACGCUGGCCAGAAGGUUGUUGACGAGUUGCAUUGACACCAGCGACAUGAGUACGGACAUAAAUGACUUGAAAAAGAUAUUCACUGACUACUUCGCGGGAAGGCAGUGGCCAAUAGAGAAGUCUGCCACCGGCAGCCUGCAAGACAUAUGGGUUGCUGCAGGUCAUCUCAGCAGGGAUUUGGACAUCGAGCCUCUAAUCAAAGUUUCUGCAGAUGUUCACCCAGAGAAAAAGACACGCUACAUCGUUAGCAUCGACGAACCCGAAUUAAUUGUAAGAGCGCCUCAUAUAACUGUUUCCAUAGUCUACAACGUGAUCACUGUAGCUAUCCAAGACAGCGUCGCACUCCUUCAAAGCACCGUUGACACCAACGACGUAUUGGAUGAUGUCUUGCAAGUCAUGUCAUUGCUUUCUUCUCUGGUUGCCAAUACUUCAAUUCGAUACUUAGGGUCGGAAAAUUACCGCAUUGUUUCACUCGGUGAGCUUGGGUCGGACGUCAACACGACCUUAUUGUUCGUGUUUGGAAACGUCAUUAAGUACGAGGACAACACAGAGGUACUGGUGAAAUCGCCCAAGUACUUUGAGAUGAUCAAGAGUAUACCAGCAAAAGGACUCGACCCUAGAGCUGUCUUGAACUACUUCGGCUUUCACAUCAUGGUCUACUUUGCGUCCCUAUUCCCAGCUCUGUCAAAGCUGUCACCGCUCAACACUAUGGCAUACGGACGUUCGCUACAGCUAUCGACUGAUCCAGUUUCUGCGUGCUCUAAAGUGGUGGAACGCCUAUUCCCUGCAGUGUACCUUCGCAUUGCUGCACUUCGAAGCCAACGCAUCGGCUUCGCAACCUUUAGCCGAAUGUGGGCCUCUAACGUCGAGAUAAAGUUUACUGAAGGUCUCAAAAGACUAUCCUGGGCGCAGAAUCCUAAUUUACGUAUGACUGAUUCGAGUGAUACCUAUUUCGCUCGGCACAAGUUGCAAAAGGCCACAUUUCAGCACUUCUAUCCGUCCUGGGUGCUGGACAACGCGACUUUCCAAGACUACAUGCAAUACGUAGAAAACGGAAUAACUGGUCACGACACAAGCAGUACAAUCAACCUGCAUCGUGCGUUGUCCAUGGCUAUUCGAUCCGACAAGACGCAUGAAAUAGUCCACGGGCGACCUCGUAACUAUUACGUUUCGACGUCAAUCUUCGACACGCUAGCGAGUUACGAUGCGCAACACAAUAUGGUCUCCAUCCCAGUAUCUAUCAUGAACGAUUCCAUACCCUGGAACGGAUCGAUGUUUGCGCUGCACAUAGCACGUUUCGGAGUGCGAAUCUACAAAGGGCUUCUGCCCUUGCUGUAUAACGAUUACGUGUACGGCGGAACUUCGGAUGAAGAAAACGUAUUCUUCAGUGAAAGGUACGAAGCAGAACUUCGGCGGAUGACCAAUUGUCUGCUGCAAGCAUAUCAAGACGCACCAGAAAUGCUGAAAAGUGACUACAUGAGAAACUUGGUGGAAUCGGAGGCCGCUGUGUUUUCACUUCUUGAACAGACAGUGGCUCUGAUGCAGGCCUUCUGGGCCUUUCAGGAACUGCUGAGCAUCCGGCGCAUCUGGAACUCUGACUUUCGGUUGUCCAAUGUACCAGAGAUGAGCGCGGACCAACUGUUCUUCGUCUACUAUGCUCUCGACAACUGCGAAGCAAGCGACACGAUUUAUCACAAACGCAUGUUCGAGACUCGGUUGCAGCUCCCAGCUGAGGACCGGGUCAACUUCCCUCUCACUCAGAUGGCGGAAUUCAAGGCGGCCUUCGGAUGUCAGGGAAAGUCCGCCAUGGGAUCUACCUCGCCGUGCUCAGUGGUUCAAUAAUACAUAAUAUAAGUUGUGCAAUUAUAUUUACUGUUUCGAUAAAUUAUAUGCGUAUCACUGUC